CAGCAAAUGUCAGACUAGUGUUUACGUCCGCCGCAGCGAGAGCAGCCUGCAGCGCUAACCCUGUGCGAGUGUUCCGCACCCGAGGAACGCUUUAAAAUAUGCAAAAAUAUGAAAAACUUGAGAAAAUAGGGGAAGGUACAUAUGGUACCGUUUUUAAAGCAAAGAACCGCGAGACUCAUGAGAUUGUUGCCUUGAAACGCGUACGGUUGGACGAUGACGACGAGGGUGUACCGUCAUCGGCAUUGCGUGAAAUUUGUUUGCUCAAGGAGCUUAAACACAAAAAUAUUGUACGUCUUUACGACGUACUGCACAGUGAUAAGAAAUUAACUUUAGUAUUCGAACAUUGUGAUCAGGAUCUUAAGAAAUAUUUUGACAGCCUAAAUGGUGAAAUUGAUUUAGAUGUUGUCAAAUCAUUCUUAUAUCAAUUAUUACGUGGACUGGCAUUUUGUCAUAGCAAAAACGUGUUACAUAGAGAUCUAAAGCCACAAAAUUUACUGAUAAACAAAAAUGGUGAGCUGAAGUUGGCUGACUUUGGAUUGGCCAGAGCGUUCGGUAUCCCAGUUAAAUGUUACUCCGCAGAAGUUGUGACGUUAUGGUACCGUCCACCAGACGUAUUAUUUGGAGCAAAACUUUACACAACGUCAAUCGAUAUGUGGAGCGCAGGAUGCAUAUUCGCUGAAUUAGCGAAUGCAGGUCGGCCCUUGUUCCCCGGAUCAGACGUCGACGAUCAAUUGAAAAGAAUAUUUAAAAUGUUGGGUACACCUACUGAGGAAACGUGGCCAGACUUAACUACUCUUCCAGACUACAAAGCUUUUCCCCAGUACCAUCCUACCCAAGGAUUAGCCCAAGUUACUCCAAAGCUCCCGACCAGAGGCAAAGACUUACUCCAGAGAUUAUUAGUGUGUAAUCCAGCGCUGAGAUUAUCAGCGGACGAAGCGAUGGCUCAUCCCUACUUCAACGACUUGAACCCAGCGAUAAAAAACGACCGAUGUCAAUAGCGGGUCCUCCUUUGAUUACCACCAGCUUCGACUUACAGCGACCAAGACCAAAAGACACUCCAGGAAAAAUUAUUUAUUAUAAUAAUAAUAAUAAUAAUAAAUAAGUAAUUAAAUAAAUAAAUUAAUAAUUAAUUAAUAAUUAAAUACUUACGCUGAUGUGCGUCCGUAAAAUUGUGAAAAAUAUUCGCGAGUCUUAUUUUGUAUGCAAUUGUCCAAAAAAACUAAUCAAUAAAUUAUCGACUUUACCACGUACUCACGUAUAUAUUAUUAUUUAUUUAACAAUAUCAUUUAAAUAAAUUAUAACAGUAAUUAGAUGUAAAAAAAUUAAAACAUUGUCUUACUUCACAUCGCAUCGAAAUGGAACCUGUGGGCCUCUUGCAGUCUUUCUAUUUUAUCUUCCCUUCUUUCUUUCCAGUAUAGCGCCAUAAUUAUCGCGGAUAUCAGACCGCAGGUUCCCGUGAGUGCAGCGGCACUCAGUAAAAUUAAUUUGCUUGGAGUUACGAAUAAUUGGGCUUUCCAUCUGUUGGCCUCGUUUAUCGGGUUCGGUAUCACGACCAUUUGAGAGUUUGGAAUUAUCUGCAGCCACUCCCGGUGUUUUCCCGCCACCUGGAUCAUUAAGAGGAAUUCAAAUUAGUUGGCUAUAAAAAGAGAUGUUAAUUUUGUUGAUAAAUAAAUUUUUAAAAAAUACCCCAAUAGUCAGCGUGUCGAUGUAAUUCGGGGUGCGGCCCAGCCCGAAAGUCGUGUAGGGCAGAUUCAAAGAGAAGUAAGCGCUCUGAGGAAGUUGUGCUGCUAUCGCCUCGCGUAGAUAACCCUCUUGGGUUUUUGUCUCGUAGGCAAUCGAAGGACCGGGUAAGUUGGUACCGUAAGUCCGCUUCUUCUUGCCCAGGGAACCGGGCGAUAUUGGGUACUUGCUAUUAGUGAGACCGGUGAGAACCAUCACUUUGAUGAAGUUCGCGUCGUAGUCGAGGCUGUUUUUGAACGCCCGGGUGUGGUACUGACUGGUUGUCUUGUCGUACUCCACGAGAAUAACGUCCAGCACUCCGUCCUGGUAGAAGUCGUAGAACACGCCCAUCACUGACUCAUUCUGGAAGGGGUCAAGAGCACUCCAGUGGACCUCGAAAGUACGAUUUACGCCACCACAGUUGUCACAAGGAAUGUUUUCUAGCAGGAAUGCUCUUAUUUUGUUGCCUUUGUUGGUUUGGAGGGUCGCAAGUAUGUCGGGGUAGCCGUCCAUGUUGAAAUCUCCAGCGUGCAGAGUAAUUGCGUUGGUGUA
Messenger RNA from Microplitis mediator, 2271 nucleotides. RefSeq names its product cyclin-dependent kinase 5 (gene Cdk5). Gene Ontology annotation, molecular function: ATP binding; cyclin-dependent protein serine/threonine kinase activity. Gene Ontology annotation, cellular component: nucleus; cytoplasm. The record is from RefSeq and is a predicted model, not a curated record. NCBI's taxonomy places the organism in Eukaryota, Metazoa, Arthropoda, Insecta, Hymenoptera, Braconidae. Gene Ontology annotation, biological process: axonogenesis; synaptic vesicle transport; protein phosphorylation. Bases 99 to 998 code for a protein of 299 amino acids. The transcript is spliced from 6 exons.